Molecule: messenger RNA, 320 nt
Organism: Amoebophrya sp. A25
Lineage: Eukaryota; Dinophyceae; Syndiniales; Amoebophryaceae
Source: the annotation of a GenBank genome assembly
GUGACGGCGCUGUUGGAGCAGUUGCAUGAAGGAGUCCCCGGUAGCGAUUCCCUGGUGGUUGCAGAUCAAGGCAAACUAAACGGCAGAUCUGGCCCACCCGCAACAGCUGCAACAGGUACAGCUACAGUUAAUGCUUACUCUUAUUCAUCUUAAGGAGCAUCUUGGAAGGGCUUUCUAAGGGAAAACGGCUACCAAGAAGAUGCUCCUGAGGAUGAAUAUCCUCGGUAAAAAGGUCUAAUAUACUAGGUACUACAGCAGGUGCAACAAGUAGUUCAGCAGCAGUACCAGCCACCAAGGAUUCAGCGAAAGGCACGACGCCU